Molecule: messenger RNA, 252 nt
Organism: Cherax quadricarinatus
Lineage: Eukaryota; Metazoa; Arthropoda; Malacostraca; Decapoda; Parastacidae
Source: RefSeq, a predicted model, not a curated record
CCAUGUUUGGUGAACCUUUGGAGGACCCCGCACAAUCCUUGGCAGUUUGUGCGUGGACUAGUGUUGUGCGGAUUUGGCUCAUAUAUGUUUGGUUGGCAUGUGCAUGAGAAGGCCAUUCUCUUGGUAAUUUUACCUCUAGGGUUGUUAUGCAUGCAACGUAGAGUUGAGGCACAGGUCUACAUAAUCAUGAGCAUCGUGGGUCACUUUUCACUUUUUCCACUGUUCUUCACACACCAUGAGACUCCUAUUAAG